AUAAAACUGAUUUUUUUGACAUUUGUGAAUCGAUUCAGAAUUGUCCAACAUCCGCAUCGUGACGCAUCUAACGGUCGAUUUUCCCCCCCACCCCUAAUCUAAUAGCCAUCUACAUGCCGGAGCCAGGUGACAUGUGGGCGUCCCCUUCGUCCUUUCCAGUUGCUGGGGUCCUCCACAUUGAGGCACCCGCUUGCUGGAUCAUGCACAGGAAAGCACGCUGCAUGGCCAUGGUGUCAGAGAUUUGGAUACGCGUCUGUGUCUAUUUACUGCUGUUCAUCACGCUUGGGGUACAUUCAAGUGAAUUUGACUUCAGCCCAGUGACAGAUGACAUCUCUCGGCUUUCUAUUUUGAGACAAAAUAUUCCAAAAGAUUACAAAAUUCCUGUACAUUACGUUCCAAAAGAAGAGGGUGGGAUGUGUUGGGUAAAACUAAAUGUUUUCUACUUGGAGGAAAGUUUGAAUUUAUCACAAAAGUUUGGGAACAUUUCAUCCAAUAAAAGGAUAUUAGCAUUUUUCAUACAAAUGUUUCAAGAACUGCGGCUCUACAUGGGAUCUGUGGAGCCAGCUAUGUAUGAUUUUGAGUGCCACUACAGGAAAGAGCACUGGCAGACAGCACGGUACUUUGACUUUGUCAAAGACUUCCUUAUAGAUGCACAGCAUAGAGAAGAUUCAGAAGACUGUGAUCCACCUCCCUGUCCUACCACACCCUACACAGAAACAAUACAGUAUUCAACAGAACCAUCCCUGCCCAUCUGCAAGUGUUGCAGACUGGGUCCAACCAUCGACAAGAGGUACAAAUCACAUAAUGAAGCUCAGAGGUUCCUGCCUGAGGUGAUGGAGCGAAGCCUUCUUUCCUUACUCUUCAUUCCACUUCUAGCUAUGAUAUUCCUGCUUGUGUGGAAGGUCAGAUCACGAAGGAACUGGAAUGAUCAACAACAGAAUCCUGGAGAAGGUGGGCUCCUCGCGGGGACAGAAGGGACUUCGCCUCCACUAGAUGCUGAAAUAUCACAAAAAAACAAGCUGAAUGUCAUUGAGACAGUGUAAAGCAUCUGCCCUUUCAUGUUCUUCAGCAUAAUUGGGCUGUGCUCUUGUCUCCUGUCCAUGUCCAAAGGUGAUCAACAGAAACAUGAAGCUGAAAUCCACAGUGAGAUCUCAAAGGCCUAUUGUUGACUGCUAUCCACAUUCAUAAUGGCUUUACACUUGCCAUAACCAAGGUUCUCCUGGUUCAAUGGAUAAGCUUGCCUUUCUUGUAAGACUACAUUACCCCUUUGCUACUGAAAACACCUUGAGAUUUUUCAGAGACAUAGAACAUGUAAACCCUGUAAGACACUCCCUUAGAUUCCCAGCUUCUGCAAGUCAUCCAUCGCAACAUAUGCAUAUGGACUCUUUGGGAAACCUAUUGCUUCUCCAGCACCUCCAUUCAGAAUUUUGCUACUGUCUGCCUCCAUUUUGGGCCUGCCGUUUCCUCUUCAAACACUAAAGCAAAGAGAUAUUGACACUGGUUAUCUCUUGUAUGAACUGAGGCAUGAAUCACUACCUCUAUUGACCCUAAUGUUAACCAUACUCUCAACAGCUCUACAGUUUUUACCUGAGUAUAAGGUUUCCCUAAGAAUAUAAAGUUAUAAUAUUGUAGUU
Thalassophryne amazonica is the source of this 1634-nucleotide messenger RNA. It is a transcript of the gene kitlga, whose product is annotated as kit ligand a. Gene Ontology annotation, biological process: positive regulation of cell population proliferation; cell adhesion. Gene Ontology annotation, cellular component: plasma membrane. NCBI's taxonomy places the organism in Eukaryota, Metazoa, Chordata, Actinopteri, Batrachoidiformes, Batrachoididae. The record is from RefSeq and is a predicted model, not a curated record. Gene Ontology annotation, molecular function: cytokine activity; stem cell factor receptor binding.